Ostrinia furnacalis (Asian corn borer) is the source of this 1503-nucleotide messenger RNA. RefSeq names its product zinc metalloproteinase nas-14-like. NCBI's taxonomy places the organism in Eukaryota, Metazoa, Arthropoda, Insecta, Lepidoptera, Crambidae. The transcript is spliced from 9 exons. Gene Ontology annotation, molecular function: zinc ion binding; metalloendopeptidase activity. The coding region runs from base 32 to 1474 and encodes 480 amino acids. Gene Ontology annotation, biological process: proteolysis. The record is from RefSeq and is a predicted model, not a curated record.
GGUGUUGAGCUAAAAUCCACCAAACGGCACAAUGAUCAGGCUCCUGGCUCUGUCGUGUUUGCUGACGCUGGUGGCUGCUGGCCCCAGGGUGCUCAAAACCAGGGCAGAGAUCGAGGAGUACAAGACGAUCCUGGAGAGGACCAGAGAAGACGAUGGCUUGACCCUCGAGGACCGCAUGGAAGCCCACCCCCAGUCAAACCCCUGGGAGAACAGCGGGAAGUUUGAAGGUGAUAUCUUCCUGGAUGAUGACCUGAUCGAAGAUUUGGUGGACAACUACGCCGCUGGAGACGACGAGGGCCGCAUGGCGUACAUCAGACCCAACAGCCGUUGGCCGAGCAACACCGUCGUGUAUGAGUUUGGAGCCAAUGAAUUCAACUUGGAUCAGCAAAGGUACAUCAUCCAGACCAUCAACCUGCUCCAGGAGCGCACGUGCGUGCGAUUCCGAGUCAGGAACAACAACGACCGUAACUUCGUCAGGCUCACUGGAAGGCCCACUGGUUGCUACGCUAGCGUGGGCUUCCACCAAAACAGGGGCAUCCACACGUUGAACUUGGCUCGGUCGCAGCCAGGCUGGGGCUGCUUCAACUGGGUCGUCAUCGUGCACGAGUGGUACCAUGUGCUCGGCUUCUUCCACAUGCAGUCCACCUACAAUAGGUACAACUACGUCCGGAUCCAUUGGGAGAACAUCGAGCGAGGCAUGGAACACAACUUCGACCGCUACGGGAACGACAUCACCUCAAACUUGGGUCUACCUUACGAGUACAGCAGCUGCAUGCACUACGGAACUCACUUCUUCAGCAGUAAUGGACGCCCCACUCUUUCCACUACCAGGCAUUACGGCGGCGUAUUAGGUCAGACCCACAUGGUGACUGGGCUCGACAUCUGGCGUCUGGCCCGGCACUACAACUGUCCCGGGGCUUGGAGCGCCGCCGCUGAGAUGAAGGCCCGGACCACCAACUACGUAAUGAAAGACGGACAGGUUGUUGAGAUUUCCGCAGACAACAAGUUCGCUGAUGAACUGGAACUGCUCGAAGAUAAUGACCAGGUUACAACAGGUUCCCCUACUACCUACAAUAGGUACAACUACGUCCGGAUCCAUUGGGAGAACAUCGAGCGAGGCAUGGAACACAACUUCGACCGCUACGGGAACGACAUCACCUCAAACUUGGGUCUACCUUACGAGUACAGCAGCUGCAUGCACUACGGAACCCACUUCUUCAGCAGUAAUGGACGCCCCACUCUUUCCACUACCAGGCAUUACGGCGGCGUAUUAGGUCAGACCCACAUGGUGACUGGGCUCGACAUCUGGCGUCUGGCCCGGCACUACAACUGCCCCGGGGCUUGGAGUGCCGCCGCCGAGUUGAAGGCUAGGUCCACCAACUACGUGAUGGAAGACGGACAGGUGGUUGAGAUUCCCGCUGACAACAAGUUCGCUGAUGAAAUGGAACUGCUUGAAGAUAACGACCAGGUGUAAUGUUAGGACUGUUUGAAUAAAAACUAAUU